UCAGCGCGUGGCACUUGUCAGUUCGCGAUCUCCACCAUCGUCUCCUCAGUCCUCCCAAGUCCCAAGCCCCGUCCAAAACCCCCCCCACCAAUCCCCCAAACCCCAACAACCAUCGCAACAAUGGCGGCGCCGCCUGUCCAGCCCGUGCCACCCGCGGCUGCGGCGGCCGUGAACGGGGACGCGUUCCGCCUGGGCUUCGUCGGCGCGGGCAACCUGGCCGAGAGCAUCGCCCGCGGCGUGGCGGCGUCGGGCGUCCUCCCGGCCUCCGCCAUCCGCACCGCGCCCCACCGCCGCCCCGAGCGCGGCGAGGCCUUCGCGUCCUUCGGCGCGUGCUUGCUCCAAACCAAUGCCCAGGUUGUCGACGACAGCGAUGUGAUCGUCAUCUCUGUGAAGCCUCAGAUCGUGAAGCAGGUUCUACUUGAGCUGAGACCACGCCUGUCGGAAGAAAAGCUUUUGGUGUCCAUUGCUGCCGGCAUCAAGAUGCAAGAUCUGCAGGAUUGGUCUGGUCAACGACGUAUUAUUAGAGUAAUGCCCAACACCCCUUCAGCUGUUGGACAAGCUGCAUCAGUCAUGUGCUUGGGAGAGAUGGCAACUCAGGAUGAUGAAAACCGUGUAAGGAAACUAUUCAGUGCUAUUGGAAAAGUUUGGACAGCUGAAGAGAAAUAUUUUGAUGCUGUAACUGGCCUGAGCGGUAGUGGUCCAGCCUACAUUUUCUUAGCAAUAGAGGCCAUGGCUGAUGGUGGAGUUGCUGCUGGGCUUCCUCGGGACCUUGCCCUUGGUCUUGCAUCUCAAACAGUUCUUGGUGCUGCAACCAUGGUGAGCCAGACAGGUAAACAUCCAGGGCAACUGAAAGAUCAGGUCACUUCUCCAGCAGGGACUACCAUAGCUGGGAUUCAGGAGCUCGAGAAGGGCGCAUUUCGUGGAACACUGAUUAGUGCUGUUGUUGCUGCCGCAAAGCGGUGCCGCGAACUGUCGUAGAGUUCGAUCCAUAUUCAUUUUGGCGGAUUUCGACAAGGCUGCAUUUCGUUGAUAUACAUUCGUAGGUCUGCAAGGUGCAAAUUGUCUGGAAUAUUAGAUUAAUAAUGUAUUGGUGGCUUCAGAGCGGCGAGAUGUAAUCAUGGUAUUUUGCAGAAUCAAGUAAGUACAUGUUUCCGUGCAAAGCUUAGUUUCACCAUUGUCAUCAAACAGCGAGCCUUAAGCAUAAAUCUAGAAGGGCAAAAGUUUUAUUCAAGAAUGUGACUUUUUAUUUA
This is a messenger RNA of Sorghum bicolor (sorghum), 1250 nucleotides long. RefSeq names its product pyrroline-5-carboxylate reductase. Gene Ontology annotation, molecular function: pyrroline-5-carboxylate reductase activity. Bases 121 to 978 code for a protein of 285 amino acids. The transcript is spliced from 7 exons. The record is from RefSeq and is a predicted model, not a curated record. Lineage: Eukaryota; Viridiplantae; Streptophyta; Magnoliopsida; Poales; Poaceae. Gene Ontology annotation, biological process: L-proline biosynthetic process.